Molecule: messenger RNA, 1953 nt
Organism: Triticum aestivum (bread wheat)
Lineage: Eukaryota; Viridiplantae; Streptophyta; Magnoliopsida; Poales; Poaceae
Product: hydroquinone glucosyltransferase-like
Exons: 6
Coding region: 1-1953 (650 amino acids)
Molecular function (GO): UDP-glycosyltransferase activity
Source: RefSeq, a predicted model, not a curated record
AUGGCAGCGGCGCCGCACGUCGUCAUCCUCACGAGCUCCGGCGCGGGCCACGUCCUCCCGGUCUCCGAGCUGGCCAAGCGCCUCGCCGUCCAGCACGGCUUCACCGUCACCAUCGUCACUUACGCCAGCCUGUCCUCGCCGGGCCACUCCUCGCCGCUCGCCUCCCUCCCGCCGGGCGUCUCCGUCGCCGUGCUCCCGGAGGUGUCCCUCAGCGACCUCCCUGCCGACGCGCACUUGAUGACCCGCAUCCUGACCGUCAUCAACCGCGCUCUGCCACAGCUACGCGACCUACUACGCUCCCUCCUCGACCUCCCGGCGGGGAUCACCGCCUUUAUGACCGACAUGCUCUGCCCCGCGGCGCUCGCCGUCGGCAAGGAGAUGGGUGUGCCUGGGUACGUCUUCUACACCUCCAGCCUCAUGUCUCUGUUAUCAUUGCUCUACACGCCGGAGCUCUCCAGGACCACCACCUGUGAGUGUGGCGACCUCCCGGAGCCCGUGAUGCUCCCGGGGUGCGUGCCGCUGCACGGGGCUAUUCACCCGCUGCACGGUACCGAUCUCGUCGAACCCGUCCAGAACCGCUCCGAUCCGGUGUAUGAGCUCAUGAUCGACCUGCGGCUCAACUACCUCCUCGCGGAAGGCUUCAUCGUCAACACCAUGGACGCGUUGGAGCACGAGACGCUGGUGGCCUACAAAGAGCUUUCUGACAAGGGCGUGUACCCACCGGCGUACGCUGUGGGUCCAUUCACCCGGCGGCGGUGCCCCGACACCGACAAGGUCAAGCACAGCUGCUUACGGUGGCUGGACAACCAGCCAGACGGCUCGGUCUUGUACGUGUCCUUCGGCAGCGGCGGCACGCUGUCCACGGCGCAGACGGCCGAGCUGGCGGCUGGGCUGGAGGCGAGCGGGCAGAGGUUCCUCUGGGUGGUGCACCACCCCAACGACAAGGACAGCAGCGCAGCCUACCUCGGCACUGCCACUACCGAUGCCGACCCGCUGAGCUAUCUGCCCGACGGGUUCAUCAAGAGGAUGAACCGUACAGGGCUCCUUGUGCCACUGUGGGCGCCGCAGGUGGAGAUCCUUAACCAUGUCGCCGUGGGAGGGUUCAUGUCUCAUGGCGGAUGGAACUCCACGCUGGAGAGCAUGGCGGCGGGCGUGCCGUUGUUGGCGUGGCCGCUGUACGCCGAGCAGAGGAUGAACGCGGUGAUGCUGUCGUCGAAUCGGGUGGGCUUGGCGUUGUGGGAGAGGCCUCCCCUCGGUAAGGAAGGAGCGGUUGUCCCGCGGGAGGAGGUGGCGGCGCUGGUCAGAGAGCUUAUGGAAGGGGAGAAGGGCGCCGCGGCGCGGAAAAAGGCCGGUCACCUCCGGGAUGAGGCCGAGAUUGCUUCGGCGCCGGGUGGGCCGCAGGAUCGUGCUCUUGCGGUAGUGGCUGGCAUGGUUUCCUUGCAUCGGAAGAGCCACGGUGCUGCAGCUCCUUUAUCUGAUGUCCUCAAUGUGGCGUCUGCUGAGGCCCUAGCGGUUCAGAAAGGUUACAUGCCAAAAAGUGGUUGGAAGCACGGGAGUCGCGUGAGAAGUGCACGCAAGAGAGGAACGUGGUCGAUAAACAUGGAACCAUGCUCCCGUGACUUCUCCUCUGCAAGUGAAGGCCACAAACAUGGGGGCAGAAGAAACAACGACCAUUGGACAUUUGAAGAGGUGAAAGAGCUAGUGGAUGGUGUAUCUGUAUAUGGGGUUAGACAUUGGACUAAAUUGAAGAAUGAAAGGUUUCCGAUAUCAGUUCGAACGGCGGAGCAUCUUAAGGAUAAAUGGAGAAACUUGUUGAAAGCCUACACGGUCAGGCCCACAUCUAAAAAGAAGGUUAUUCCACAAGCAAAUUUGAAAAGAAGGAUCUCGCCUCCUAUAGAUAAGGAUUGUGUCGAAAAGAUCCAGAGGCUAGCAGCUGAUUACCCUAAAAAAUGA